Oppiella nova is the source of this 471-nucleotide messenger RNA. NCBI's taxonomy places the organism in Eukaryota, Metazoa, Arthropoda, Arachnida, Sarcoptiformes, Oppiidae. The record is from the annotation of a GenBank genome assembly.
GAUUUGGGCGCACAUAUCGAUGGCUUCAUAGCAGUGGUGGCGCACACUCUGGUCGUCGGCGCCUCCAAUGAGGCCAAAGUGGACGGACGUAAAGCCGAUGUCAUUCUUGCGGCACAUUUAGCGGCUGAGGCGGCCCUCAGACUCGUGAGACCCGGCUCUGAGAACAAUGCGGUGACCGAUGCCAUCCAGAAGGUGUCGGAAUCGUUCAAAUGUAAGCCCAUCUCCGGAAUGCUUUCCCAUCAGUUAAAGCAGUUCCGAAUCGAUGGCGAGAAGUCUAUUAUCCAAAACCCAACCGAAGCCCAGAAGAAAGAUCACGAAAAGUGUGAGUUUGAAGUCAACGAAGUCUAUGCCAUCGAUGUCCUCAUCAGCACUGGAGAGGGAAAAGGUCGCGAAUUAGACUCGAAGACAACGGUGUAUAAGAAGACGGACGAAGUGUAUCAGCUGAAGAUGAAGGCCUCGCGAGCUUUCUAU